UCAUAUAAUUACACAACUUAAUAUUGAAGUUACCAAUGCGUAUUUUCUCGCAUUGAAAAACAUACGAAUAACUAUUUGUGCAAAAUAGUUUAGUUUUCCCUUUUAAAUUUUAUAAAAUUGUUUCAUUCGUGUUAGAUUUAGUUUGGUUCCUUGUAACCUAUACGUACACAUACACACACAUUCACAGAACGAUGGAAGAAUACGCACGUGAACCUUGUCCGUAUCGUAUUGUCGAUGAUUGUGGUGGUGCAUUUGCUAUGGGCUGUAUUGGCGGUGGUGUAUUUCAAGCGAUAAAAGGUUUUCGAAAUGCUCCAUCUGGAUUCAGCAGAAGAAUGCUUGGCAGUUUGCUUGCAGUAAAACAUCGAUCGCCGAUUAUUGCUGGAAAUUUUGCGGUGUGGGGUGGUAUGUUCAGUACAAUAGAUUGCACAUUAGUUCAUUUCCGAAAAAAAGAAGACCCAUGGAAUUCGAUAAUCAGCGGUGCUGCUACAGGAGGCAUACUGGCUGCACGAAACGGUGUACCGGCAAUGGCAGGCAGUGCACUUAUCGGAGGUGUUCUAUUAGCUUUAAUCGAAGGUGUUGGCAUUUUGUUUACACGAUUGUCGGCCGACCAAUUCAGAAAUCCAUUACCACCAACAGAAGAUCCAUCCGUUUUGGGUGAUGCUACCCAAAACAAUAACAACAGUAAUUCAGCUGGUUCAUUUUUCGGGCUCGGUCAGUCAACACAAUAUCAAUAAUAAAUUUCACAAAGUUUUUAGACAUCAUAAACAAAUUGUAUUGUUGUUCAAACAAAUCAACAAUUGUACAUUUACUUUAAUAAAUCAGAAAGAAAAAACCGUUAGAAAAUUGUUGCAAACAGACAAAAAAAAGUAAA
This is a messenger RNA of Contarinia nasturtii (swede midge), 871 nucleotides long. Its product is annotated as mitochondrial import inner membrane translocase subunit Tim17-B. Gene Ontology annotation, cellular component: mitochondrial inner membrane; TIM23 mitochondrial import inner membrane translocase complex. The transcript is spliced from 4 exons. NCBI's taxonomy places the organism in Eukaryota, Metazoa, Arthropoda, Insecta, Diptera, Cecidomyiidae. Bases 192 to 734 code for a protein of 180 amino acids. Gene Ontology annotation, biological process: protein import into mitochondrial matrix. The record is from RefSeq and is a predicted model, not a curated record. Gene Ontology annotation, molecular function: transmembrane protein transporter activity.